CCGGCUGUGGCACCCCAAAGCUUUAAACACCCACAGUAUAUAAAACUGCGUUGUACAGCUUCUCUGAAACACAAAGCCAACUCGCGCGACUCAAAAAUUGCUUGGCGACUGACUACAUUAAACCAAGUCAAACCCCACACGUCCAGGCUCCUGGUAGCUUGUAAGGAAUCAUCUAUUCCAUCCUCACAAGACGCGCGUAGUGCUUGGGUUCGGGGCGCAUCGUGCGCAGGAUCUCGGGUGCUGCUCUCGGAGCCAUGCUGCCCCUUUCGUUGCUAAAGACGGCUCAGCGCCAUGGGGUGCUUGUGGAGUUAAAAAAUGGAGAGACGUACAACGGUUAUCUCCAGCACUGCGACACAUGGAUGAACCUGCACCUGUCGGAGGUCAUUUGCACGUCCAAGGAUGGGCAGCGGUUCUUUAAGAUGCCCGAGGCCUACAUCCGUGGCAACACCAUCAAGUACAUCAGCGUGCCCGAGGAGGUGGUGGACAAGGUACAGGAGGAGAACUUGAGACGCGACGAGAAGCGGCCCACAGUGGCCGGCCGCGGUCGUGGCGGCCGCAGCUGGUCGGGAGGCCGCGGCGAGGGCGGUGGGGGCCGCGGCGAGGGCGGCGGCCGUGGCCGUGGCGAGGCAGGACGCGGGCGUGGGCGCGGGCGCAGCUGAGCAGCGCGGCAGCGGACUGCUGUCCCGAAGGCCGUGGACGUGGUGGCGGACUCGGGCGGAAGCGAAGCGACUGCGGCGCCGGCGAGCCCGGCGCGGGGGCGGGCGUCAGCACGCGGGGCAGACAAUGGAACGUGAUUUGUUUGCAUGGCUGCUUGCCGGCACCGGAUUGUGAAUGGUGAUUGAGAGCUGAGGUGGUAGUAGCCAGCCUUGCUUGCCGCUAUCCAUGUGCGGUAUGCAUGUAAGUGCGGCGUGGGGCGGCCAGCUCCCUAAUGAUGGGGAGGUCGUGGGGGCGCCGCGGGCCAGCAGGGCAUGUCUGGGGUCUGUGGCUCCGCCCACGCGGGCUGACUGGCUUGACUGGAUUGUGGGGCCUGGAUUGUGGGGAGGCUGUGGGUUGCCCAGCGCUGGCCGAGCAAACUGUACGUCGUUGCGGGGUGUUGUUAUCGCACCGCGGUCACCGCUCUGGUGGACGCCCUGGCAAACGUAAUGAAGAGCCAGAUCGAAGUGUGUGGGCUACGUCUUAGAUACAGAGGCAUUGCGGCUGGUGCACGAGCGGGCUAGUCACGGCCAGUCACGCACGUAGGGCCGUAGGGGGCAACUUGGAUAGUGAAGUUGCCCCUGCAGGUUGGCUUGGCCAGUGUGGGUCCUGGCCUUCUGGGCCCCACCCAAACGGGCAUGUGUGUACAUGUGCCCGCACAGCAGCGCCAGACAGCGCAUUCCCUGUAACCACUCUAAGAC
Messenger RNA from Chlamydomonas reinhardtii, 1394 nucleotides. RefSeq lists its product as uncharacterized. The record is from RefSeq and is a predicted model, not a curated record. NCBI's taxonomy places the organism in Eukaryota, Viridiplantae, Chlorophyta, Chlorophyceae, Chlamydomonadales, Chlamydomonadaceae. Gene Ontology annotation, cellular component: P-body; spliceosomal tri-snRNP complex; U6 snRNP. The transcript is spliced from 6 exons. Gene Ontology annotation, molecular function: U6 snRNA binding. Gene Ontology annotation, biological process: nuclear-transcribed mRNA catabolic process; mRNA splicing, via spliceosome; P-body assembly. Bases 255 to 659 code for a protein of 134 amino acids.